AUGGCCGCCCCCACCCAUCCCUCAGGGCUCCCAGGCUGUCCCCGACCUGGGUCCCCGCCACCCACCGGCCCCAACUCGGAGCUCCAGUCGCCGCCGCCGCCACUGCUGCUGCCCCAGGUCGCGGCCCCGGGCCCGGGGGUCUCCUUUCACAUCCAGAUUGGGCUGACCCGAGAGUUUGUGCUGCUGCCCGCCGCCUCCGAGCUGGCCCACGUGAAGCAGCUGGCAUGUUCCAUCGUAGACCAGAAGUUCCCAGAGUGUGGCUUCUACGGUCUCUACGACAAGAUCCUGCUCUUCAAACAUGACCCCACAUCGGCCAACCUGCUGCAGCUGGUCCGCUCAGCUGGCGACAUCCAGGAGGGCGACCUGGUGGAGGUGGUGCUGUCCGCCUCGGCCACCUUCGAGGACUUCCAGAUCCGCCCGCACGCCCUGACGGUACACUCUUACCGAGCACCUGCCUUCUGCGACCACUGCGGCGAGAUGCUCUUCGGUUUGGUGCGCCAGGGACUCAAGUGUGACGGCUGCGGGUUGAACUACCACAAGCGCUGCGCCUUCAGCAUCCCCAACAACUGCAGUGGUGCCCGCAAACGGCGCCUGUCUUCCACGUCUCUAGCCAGUGGCCAUUCGGUGCGCCUGGGCACCUCCGAGUCCCUACCCUGCAUGGCCGAUGAGUUGUGUCGGAGCACCACGGAGCUCUUCCCGCGCCGGCCCCCUUCCUCGUCGUCCUCGUCCUCCGCCUCCUCCUACACGGGCCGCCCCAUCGAGCUGGACAAGAUGCUGCUUUCCAAAGUCAAGGUGCCGCACACCUUCCUCAUCCACAGCUACACACGGCCCACUGUCUGCCAGGCCUGCAAGAAGCUUCUCAAGGGCCUCUUCCGCCAGGGCCUGCAGUGCAAAGAUUGCAAGUUCAACUGCCACAAACGCUGUGCCACCCGUGUCCCUAAUGACUGUCUGGGGGAGGCACUCAUCAAUGGAGAUGUGCCAAUGGAGGAGGCCACCGACUUCAACGAUUCUGAUAAAAUCGCCCUCAUUGAUGAGUCUGAUGACUCGGGCACCAUCCCGGGCUCCCACUCAGAAAACGCCCUCCAUGCCGGCGAGGAGGAGGAAGGAGAGGGAGACAAGUCCCAGAGCUCCCUGGGGUACAUCCCCUUGAUGAGAGUAGUGCAGUCUGUACGGCACACGACGCGGAAAUCCAGCACCACGCUGCGCGAGGGUUGGGUGGUUCAUUACAGCAACAAGGACACGUUGAGGAAACGGCAUUACUGGCGGCUGGACUCCAAAUGCAUCACGCUCUUCCAGAACAACACGACCAACCGCUACUACAAGGAAAUCCCGUUGUCGGAAAUCCUCGCCAUGGAGCCUGCCCAGAACUUCAGCCUGGUGCCGCCGGGCACCAACCCACACUGCUUCGAGAUCGUCACAGCCAACGCCACCUACUUUGUGGGCGAGACGCCCGGUGGGGCCCCAGGGGGCCCCAGCGGGCAAGGAGCCGAGGCGGCCCGGGGCUGGGAGAUGGCCAUCCGCCAGGCCCUGAUGCCCGUCAUCCUCCAGGACACACCCAGCACUCCCGGCCACACGCCGCACAGGCAAGCUUCUCUGAGCAUCUCCGUGUCCAACAGUCAGAUCCAGGAGAACGUGGACAUCGCCACGGUCUACCAGAUCUUCCCGGAUGAGGUGUUGGGCUCAGGACAGUUUGGUGUGGUCUACGGAGGAAAGCACCGGAAGACAGGCCGAGAUGUGGCGGUGAAGGUCAUAGACAAGCUGCGCUUCCCCACCAAACAGGAGAGCCAGCUCCGGAAUGAGGUGGCAAUUCUGCAGAGCCUCCGGCACCCUGGUAUCGUGAACCUGGAGUGCAUGUUCGAGACGCCCGAGAAAGUGUUCGUGGUGAUGGAGAAGCUGCAUGGAGACAUGCUGGAGAUGAUCCUGUCCAGCGAGAAGGGGCGGCUGCCGGAGCGCCUCACCAAGUUCCUCAUCACGCAGAUCUUGGUGGCUUUGCGACACCUUCACUUCAAGAACAUCGUCCACUGUGACUUGAAGCCAGAGAACGUGUUGCUGGCCUCUGCCGACCCAUUUCCCCAGGUGAAGCUAUGCGACUUCGGCUUCGCGCGCAUCAUCGGCGAGAAGUCCUUCCGGCGCUCGGUGGUAGGCACGCCGGCCUACCUGGCCCCGGAGGUGCUGCUCAAUCAGGGCUACAACCGCUCACUGGACAUGUGGUCAGUGGGGGUGAUCAUGUACGUCAGCCUCAGUGGCACGUUCCCCUUCAACGAGGACGAGGACAUCAACGACCAGAUUCAGAAUGCAGCCUUCAUGUACCCGCCCAGCCCCUGGAGCCACAUCUCCAAGGGAGCCAUCGACCUCAUCAACAACCUGCUGCAGGUCAAGAUGCGCAAGCGUUACAGUGUGGACAAGUCUCUCAGCCACCCCUGGUUACAGGAGUACCAGACGUGGCUGGACCUCCGGGAGCUGGAGAGGAAGAUGGGCGAGCGGUACAUCACGCACGAGAGCGACGACGCACGCUGGGAGCAGUUCGUCAGCGUGUACCCGCUGCCUGGGCCCGGGCUGCCCUCUGAUGGGGAGCUGGGUGGGGGUCUCCGGCCACAGGACUAUGAGAUGCAGGGGCUGGCUGAACGCGUCAGUAUCCUCUGAGACUACGUGCUCCCACCCUCGGGGACCUCAGCCAUGUACUGUUCUAGGGAGGGGAAGAUGGGGACAUGGGCAAGGGGCUCCAAAGGCGCCAUCAAUGAAACCAGACUCCUCUUUGGCCCCAGGGCGAUGGCCUCUGCGCAUGUCCCGUUGUUAGCUAGUUCUGUCGUGUGGAUCCUGGCUCCUUGGACCCUGUUACAGCAGAAUGAAGCCCUUCUGGACUUGCGUCCUUCUCACGAUGGUUCUUCUGUUUUAGCCCGUUGUGGCAGUCACGGUGUGGAUCUGUCUUGUCCAGGGCCUUCCUCUUUUUCGCUGCCCCUCUACGUUACCAAGAAGAAUGACCUCUGGAGACUGGACCCUCCUGAGAACAUGGCCAAAGUAGAUGAAUCUCGCCAUUGAGUCAGGGCGAUAGCCUCACGCGUUCGAUCCGGAUGCUAAGCAAACAGAAGCCGGAGUAUAUGAAGAAGAAUGCGGCGUCCAGACUAGUAGAAGGUUUACUUACAACCUGCGAUAUGCUUAGGACGCGGCGUUGCUUACAGAAAGUGAGGACUGGAAGUACUUGUGUAUACCGUCCUCUGGAAGUAAUCGGUCAAGACGCUCCUUCACCAAGACGGAGAUCACCGGGAAGGAGGGC
Molecule: messenger RNA, 3274 nt
Organism: Echinops telfairi (small Madagascar hedgehog)
Lineage: Eukaryota; Metazoa; Chordata; Mammalia; Afrosoricida; Tenrecidae
Gene: PRKD2
Product: protein kinase D2
Exons: 18
Coding region: 1-2643 (880 amino acids)
Biological process (GO): protein phosphorylation
Molecular function (GO): ATP binding; protein serine/threonine kinase activity
Source: RefSeq, a predicted model, not a curated record